UUGAGAGACCCCACUGAGCCACAGCACACUGGAAUGUUACUAUGUCUGACCAAGAACUUGCCCUGGAAUCGACUGGCUGUCUUGUCUCAUACUCUUCCUGUGGACAUGAGGAUGUCGCGGCGAGCAAAAAUAUCAUAGAUGGAUCACGAGGUACAUUUUGGGCAACUACAGGACUCUAUCCUCAUUCAUUCAUCAUCACAUUCCCAAAGACUAUCACCUUGAAUAGCAUAACCAUACGGAGUUACUGUGUACGGAGUAUGCUUAUUGAAAAAUGUUCGGGGGAUUUGAGCUCAGGUUUCGAAACUUUACAAAAUCUUGAUAUUUUAUUAACUGAUCUUCAUCAUCAAGUUACCAAAGUUGAUCUUGAUGCCACCACGGCCAAACAUUUGCGAUUCACAAUAAAAAAUGGAUUUCAAGAGUUUUGUGCCAUAUACAAGAACAUUUUCUGGUCCAAAAAACCUGCAGGUAGAAGUCUCAGGCAAGCGUUCAUGAUCAGUGGGGAGACUUCUUUCCCUCCAAAUCUAUUAUUUCAUACAGAUUCGGUGACCAACAUGAUUUUGAUAAUGACACCACACCGCGAUAUAUUUGCAACCAUGUAUAAAUUCUAUAAAAGCCUGCCACAUAUAGCGACGUUCGCUGCUGCCGCUGCCGCUGCUGCUCCCUCCAGGACACUGGGGGGAUGUCAGGUGAGGAAUAAUACCUGCAAAAAUUUCCGCGACUAUCCCAGGAGCCUUAUCGACAACAACACCGGUUUUCCACCGCGGCCCCCUCCCGGAACGGCGCCGUGACUUUAAGGCCCUUUUAAUCUAGAGAAUUCAUCCUGAAGUGUUUACAGUUACUUUGCGAGUUUCUUUCCACUCACGGUUGCGUGACGUGAUCGUACUCAAGUUCAAUUCCUGUGGCUCACGGGCAACAAACAAGCAAUCUCUGAGGGGUGGGCCGAUCUCAGCAAAUCAUUCAAAUAUUUCCUACCGAUAUUUGGCCGUAUUUUUCCGAGGUAGCAACGCGGCCACGGCGUGCUGCGGUGACCACCUGGUCAAGAACAAAAUUAAUGUGUAGGUUUCACAUGUGACUUGUCCUCGGAAUUAUCGCAUUUCGGUUUUCGGAGGCAAGAUUCGACACGGAAGUAUUGGUGACGGAACGAUUGGUGGCGAACACAGGGGCGGUCCCGGCACGUAGACAGUUGACUCAGCCAAUUCAUUUUCCUAUGCCGUAUAAUAUUGUUGUCGGUGCAUCACACACUAGGGCCCGAACAAUGCGGCACGGUAACGAUCAACAUGAUCAGGAACCUGAAACGGAUAAUUGUCGGCGGUCCUGCCUUCCAGCUGCAGCAGCUGCCGUGUUGGCUGGCUGGGUGGCGUAUCCCAGCUGCACCUGCUCAACUAGCUCGUACGAAGGCGGGUCUUGUCAUCCUGUUCACCCACCCACUCAAUGAUUGCAGCUGUGACUACAUGGGACCACACCCAUACUUGACCGCUGCUCUUAGGCCACUUUUUGGAUUCUCCCUAUAUUAAUCUUACCCAUGCAUUCAGGGCAAGGACGUAGUACUUGGCUUGAACCCCCCCCCCCCCUUAAAUCGGUCACGUAUCAUGGGUACGACCACCAAUCCACAACACCUAGGACCUAGGCGAUGUCCGCUGGCGAGCUUGUAACCGAUUUAGGCGAUCACCCAGCUGUAGGUUGAGCUGCUUCAGCUGGGCCUUCCCCGCCUACACAAUCCCCAGCCGCUGUAGCUGUAGGUUGAGUGGCUUCAGCUAGGCCUUCCCCCGCCUACACAAUCCCCAGCCGCAGCAAGAUUGCGGCGUAAAGCUGGGUCCUUUACCACCCACGCGGGCAGAAGUAGUAGUUGCGGCAGGUCGGGGCGGGGGGCCGGAGCGAUCGGCGUGCCCUGCCCGACGACAGGUCGACAUAUAAAUAGGUGUGCGGGUGGGAGCGGUGGUCUUCCCGCCCACACAACCCCAGCAGCAGCAGCAGCAGCAGCAGCAGCAGCAGCAGCAGCAGCAGCAACUACUACUGCCGCAGCUCGGAG
Frankliniella occidentalis (western flower thrips) is the source of this 2029-nucleotide messenger RNA. Its product is annotated as intraflagellar transport protein 25 homolog. The transcript is spliced from 7 exons. Gene Ontology annotation, cellular component: cilium; centrosome; intraciliary transport particle B. The record is from RefSeq and is a predicted model, not a curated record. Gene Ontology annotation, biological process: intraciliary transport. Lineage: Eukaryota; Metazoa; Arthropoda; Insecta; Thysanoptera; Thripidae. The coding region runs from base 42 to 788 and encodes 248 amino acids.